CCCCGAACGCCCUGCUGGCUCGCCGCGGGCCGGACCCGAGGACGCGCGUCUGCGACCCGCCUCCCGGCCGGAGCGCCCCCAGGCUUGCUUGUGCCAGAGCUUCUGGUCGGCCCUUAGAGUCGGGGCCGCGCGGGUGACGGGUCUGCCAAGCUCUGGCGGACACCCUCUUCCCUCUCCUCCCCCUCACCGUGCGCGCCCACCCCCGGACCGUGGCAGAAAGAAAUCAGUUUUGGGGUUCUUCUUUGCCGCCCUUUUCGGCUCUCGUCCUCUGUUCUGCCAGAAACUUCCAUUUGGCCUCAAUGUGAAAUCAGAGUAGAAGAUUCCGUCCGCGUGUAUGUCGCUGCGGGAGCCCUGGGUCAUGUCUGAAGAGGGAGGCCGUGCUCCCGACAGCUGAGUGCCAGCCCGGCCGAAAUCCAUGCUGCCCCUCGAGGUGCAGCGUCUCCCCGCCUCCCCGGAGUGACGAGCCCCACGCAGCCGCACGCAGCCGCCGCAGAGCGUGCCGUGCGCCCUAAGAAUGUCGGCUACCUAGACUCAUGCGCCCUGACUGUCCACUUGUGGAUGCUCUGCCAUCUGAAAGCUCCUCACGUCCUUCCCGGGGCCCUGUGUGUGCUGCUGAGAUGUCUCUGCUUCAUGCCUUGGGCCCCGUGCAGACCUGGCUGGGACAAGAGCUCGAGAAAUGUGGCAUCGAUGCCAUGAUCUACACACGCUACGUCCUCAGCCUGCUGCUGCACGACGGCUGCGACUACGACCUACAGGAACAGGAGAAUGACAUCUUCCGGGGCUGGGAAAAAGGAGCUUGUAAGAAGUGGGGGAAGAGUAAGAAGAGGUGCCCCGAUCUGACUCUGGAGGAGAGGAAGAAGCAGGCUGCUGUGCAGUGUCUCCGCUCGGCCUCGGAUGAAAGCUCUGGGAUCGAGACGUUGGUGGAGGAGCUGUGCUCCAGGCUGAAAGACCUACAGAGCAAGCAAGAAGAGAAGAUUCACAAAAAAUUGGAGGGGUCUCCCUCCCCAGAGGCGGAAUUGUCCCCCCCAGCAAAGGAUCAAGUGGAAAUGUACUAUGAAGCCUUUCCGCCACUUUCUGAGAAGCCGGUCUGCCUGCAGGAAGUCAUGACUGUGUGGAACAAGUCCAAAGUCUGUUCUUACUCUAGCUCCUCUUCGUCGUCCACAGCGCCCCCGGCCAGCACAGGCCCGUCGUCUCCCAAGGACUGCCACAGUGAGAGCGAGGCUGUCCAGGAGAGAGGCAGCAGAGCGCCCUGCGCUGCGCGGGAAGGAACCCGGAGAAGCCGACUCGAGGAAGAGCUCAAGCUCGGGAACGGCACCACGCAAGAAAAGCCGGCCUUGUACAAGAAGCAGAUCCGACAGAAGCCCCAGGGGAAGGCUAGGCCUCGCUCAUGGUCCUCCGGCUCCAGUGAGGCAGGCUCCAGCUCCAGCGGGAACCAGGCAGAACUGCGAGCGUCCCUGAAGUACGUGAAAGCGAGACACAAGGCUCGGGAAGUCCGAAGCAAGAAAGGCCGCAGCGGCCCGGGCAGGCUGUCCCUGAAGCAGGGCGAGAAGGGGGGCAGGAGCAGCCAGGCUGGGAGCAGACAGCUCUGCAGGCGGGGCAGGCGGGCCCUGCGGGAAGCCGGGAGGAGAGAGCCUGGGAGCCAAGGGCCCGACGCGUGCGUGGAGAGCGGGAACGACAGAGAGUACAAGGAGGAGCCGCUGUGGUACACCGAGCCCAUCGCCGAGUACUUCAUUCCUUUGAGCAGGAGAAGCAAACUGGAGACCACGUACCGGCACAGGCCGGAGACGAGCGAGCUGACGGCCGGGGCGGUGGAGGAGCUGUCGGAGGCCGUGCAUGGGCUCUGUAUCAGCAACAAUAAUAUUCCUAAAACAUACCUCGCAGCAGGCACUUUCAUUGAUGGCCAUUUUGUGGAAAUGCCUGCGGUUAUAAAUGAGGACAGUGACCUCACUGGGACGUCGUUCUGUUCUCUGCCGGAGGACAGCGAAUACCUGGAUGAUAUUCAUCUCUCAGAAUUAACACACUUCUAUGAAGUGGAUAUUGACCAAUCCAUGUUGGAUCCUGGUGCCUCAGAAACCAUGCAAGGAGAAAGUCGGAUUUUGAAUAUGAUUCGACAAAAAAGCAAAGAGAAUACAAAUUUUGAGGCAGAAUGUUGCAUAGUGUUAGAUGGCAUGGAGUUGCAAGGGGAACGUGCAAUAUGGACAGACUCGACCAGCUCCGUGGGUGCCGAGGGCCUGCUCCUGCAGGACCUCGGCAACCUGGCUCAGUUUUGGGAGUGCUGCUCCUCCAGCUCGGGUGAUGCCGACGGAGAGAGUUUUGGGGGAGAGUCCCCAGUUAGACUGUCGCCCAUCUUGGACGGCACGAUGUUCAGUUCACACUUGCUCGCUGGCAAUCAAGAGCUCUUUCCGGAGAUGGAUGAAGGACCUGGCGGUGUGAACUCUGCUCUGUCAGUGUUUGAAGUGCAAUGCAGUAACUCUGUUCUCCCGUUUUCUUUUGAAACACUCAACUUGGGAAAUGAAAAUACAGAUUCUAGUGCUAACAUGCUUGGGAAGACACAAUCUAGACUGCUCAUCUGGACCAAAAAUAGUGCCUUUGAAGAAAGCGAACACUGUUCUAAUCUUUCAACAAGAACUUGUAGUCCGUGGUCCCAUUCGGAAGAAACACGUUCAGACAACGAGACGCUAAACAUUCAGCUUGAAGAAUGCACACAGUUUAAUGCAGAGGAUAUUAAUUAUGUCGUUCCUGGAGUCUCGGCAAAUUAUGUAGACGAAGAACUGCUAGAUUUUUUGCAAGACGAAGCUUGUCAGCAAAACAGAACUUUAGGAGAAAUUCCUACAUUAGUUUUCAAGAAAAAAUCUAAACUAGAAUCUGUGUGUGGUAUUCCACUAGAACAAAAACCAGACAACAAAAACUUUGAAACUCCGCAAGUAGGGAGUGAGAGUGGCCCACGUGGAGAUGGCUACAGCUCAGGGGUUAUUAAGGACAUUUGGGCAAAGGUGGCUGGUGGGAGCUCUUUGGCCACAGUGGAACUAGAAGGGGUUGACGAUGCGUUGUUUUCAGCAGAUGUGGAUAGCUGCUGCUGCUGCUUGGGCCGUGAGGCCGAGGUGGAGGCCCUGGAGCAGCCCCGCAGGGCCGUGCAGAGGUCGGAGUACCACCUUUGGGAGGGACAGGGGGAGGACCCCGAGAAAAGAGUGUUUGUUCCUAGGGAGCUGUCCAAGGUGGGCGGGGGGGAUUACACCACCCCCUCCAAGCCCUGGGCUGGCGCUCAGGACAGAGAGAGCGCGUUCAUUCUCGGGGGAGUCUAUGGAGAACUCAAAACCUUCGGCAGCGAUGGGGAGUGGGCUGUGCUCCCGCCCGGCCACGCAAGAGGAAGCUUGUUGCAGUGUGCGGCUUCCGACGUCGUCACCAUCGCAGGCACAGAUGUCUUCAUGACGCCCGGAAACAGCUUCGCUCCCGGCCACAGACAGCUGUGGAAGCCCCUCGUGUCGUUGGAACAGGACGACCAGCCGAAGAGUGGAGAGAAUGGAUUGAACAAGGGAUUUUCUUUUAUCUUCCGUGAAGACUUAUUAGGAGCUUGCAGUAACUUUCAAGUUGAAGAGCCCGGACUCGAGUAUUCAUUCUCUUCCUUUGACUUCAGCAAUCCGUUUUCACAAGUUCUGCACGUGGAAUGUUCGUUGGAACCCGAGGGCAUUGCAUCUUUGAGCCCCAGCUUCAAGCCCAAGUCCAUCCUCUGCUCCGAGUCAGACAGCGAGGCCUUUCACCCUCGGAUCUGCGGGGUUGACAGGACGCAGUACAGGGCCAUUCGCAUCUCUCCUCGGACUCACUUCCGCCCCAUCUCUGCAUCAGAGCUGUCCCCGGCAGGAGGAAGUGAGUCCGAGUUUGAGUCUGAGAAAGACGAAACGAACAUCGCCAUCCCAUCUCAAGUUGAUGUGUUUGAGGAUCCGCAGGCAGACCUCAGGCCUCUGGAAGAAGAUGCAGAGAAGGAAGGCCACUACUACGGGAAGUCGGAGCUCGAGUCUGGAAAAUUCCUCCCUCGGUUAAAGAAGUCUGGGAUGGAGAAGAGUGCUCAGACCUCCCUCGAUUCCCAGGAGGAGGCGGCAGGCCUGCUGGGAGCCAAGCCAGAUCCGUGCUUGGGGUGCAGCAAGAGCAAAUCUCUGGAGACUGAUCUGGAGAGCUCGGAAGCAAACUGCAAAAUAAUGACACAGUGCGAAGAAGAAGUGAGUCACUUGUGCAGUUGCAGGGCAGGUUGCCAGUUCCCUGCUUACGAAGAUAAUCCAAUCUCUUCAGGACACCUGCGAGAGUUUCCACUGUUGAAUACUGAUGUACAAGGAGUGAGUAGAAGCCAAGAAAAGCAGAGCUGGUGGGAGAAAGCCUUGGACUCCCCCCUUUUCCCUGCAUCGGACUGUGAAGAAUGUUAUACAAAUGCCAAGGGAGAGAAUGGUAUAGAAGAAUAUCCAGACGUUAAAGAAAUACCCAGUAAUGAAGAGCGUCUGUUAGAUUUUAAUAGGGUGUCUUCUGUUUAUGAAGCUCGGUGCACGGCGGACCGGGACCCCGGCGCGCCCUCGGGUGGCUCCGCGGGCAGCGGCGGCGCGGCGGACGCGGGCUCGGAUGGCGGCUGGGUGGAGCCCCGCGCCCAGGGGAUCUUCUCGCGCACGCAUCUCUAAGCUGGGCGCAGAGCGGCGCGCGACGGGAAGGUACCCUCGGGAGGCCUGUGGAUCCAAGACACCUAGGGUUCUUCAAUUAACUGACUCCGAUCAGUACUUCUCUCCUCUUGCUUAUAUUAGAGUUGAGGACAGCUAUCCUGUUGACGAUUUUUUUUCCAAGCUGUUAACUUCUUGGCUAUUUGAAAUAGACUAGAUCGUGUUGUCAAACCAAGAAUGGGUGUGCAUGUGCUUGUCUUAGAAGUUCCACUGCUUUCUGCCUCUUCACUGCAGUCACAUCGCUGUCACCUUAGAGCAUUGCAGUGUCCGCAGCCGCUUCUGUCGCGCGGAGCCUGGCCUCGGCCAGCCUGGGGUUCUGGGACCUCGGGUCCGCAGUCCGUCCCUGCAGCCGGGCCAGUGCCUCCUGCCGGCGGGGAGGGCAGAGGGGGCUCGCAGCACUGGAGGAAGGAGUGUUCUCCGGGCUUUUCCCUUCCCAGACAUCCUGGGAGAUUCUGUGGUUCGUGACUUUUUUUUGCUGACCGACGGAGUUAGGGAUUGGCAGUUGAGUCUCAGUGGGUGAGACACACAGCCCUCCCCAGCCUUCUGCUGUUCCAUGUACACCAGAAUCCACCACAAGGCCCCUUCAGUCGUAAAUUAUUUUCUCAUCAAUCAUUUUCAAUUGAAGCCCCCAAAACUUGAAGCAUAAACAUUUGACGUGCAGAAGAGCCCUUCUCAGCCGGAGGGGCCUUUGCUUGCUGCAGCCGGCCACACUGUGGCUGGCAUGUAGGUGAGCUUCUGGCUCAUCUUGGUUAGAGAGUGCCCUGGUGGGCUGGGGCAGGGAGAGAACACUGCCUGUGCCUGUGCAGCAGCUGUGACCACCGCAUCUGUGGCUCGCCUCCAGCCUUGCCUGGUGUGCCCAGGGCUCAGGACGUCUGGUGAGAGGCGGGCUGUGUCCAAGCCCGAUGGUGACCUCCAGCUGUCAGCAUACUGUGCCACAGGCUGAAGCUGGGAGAGGCAAGGUCUGAGAAACCUAAAGGUUUUGAGUUGUUUUUGGUUUUUUGACCAACUCAUUUUUAAACAUGCCUGACAUCAGUUCAGCAUGUCUGUGACCUCGGAGUGCCAGGGAGCCUGCUGUGGGCCGGCCGGCUUCCCUGCUGCCAGGGUGCGCAGUGACCAGACAGGUGGCUUGCUGGCUGGGAGCUGAACUGACUGCGACGCAGGAUUUGCUUUGAGCCUCUGGGUUUGUUGCCUUUUCCUUAAUCCCGAGAGAGGCGCCCCGGGGCUGGGGAGCCCGGGAGGGCACGGGUCCUCACUGGGACUCGUGCGUUAGGGUUACUUCUAUACAGCACAUCUUUUGACACUUUAAAGUGGGUGUGUGCGCUCAUGUGCGUGUGUGGGGGUGUGUGUGCGCAUGUGUAAGGUUUUAUGUUGCUGUUAUUUAUUUAUGGACUUCAGAUAAGUGUUUAAGUAUUCUUUCUUCUGGAGCUUCCUCAAAUUUGAUUAGCAUCUGCACUGAAUUCUUCCUAAACAGCAAAGGCAAAAAUGAUUAGAAGUUGUAAAUCCCCAAAGUUACAGCGGUGGCGAUCAUCCCGGGGCCACCCGUUGCUCCUGCAGCCGAGCCAGGCCAAUCCUGGGGAGCAGACUCCCGUGCCGUGGGGACAGGCUUGCAGAGGGAAGAGGGAGCCCCCACUGUGUGUGUGUUCACGGCUCGGCAGUCAGAGUGUAGGCUCUCGGCUGCGGAGCUGAGCGUGGUUUUGGUUUUGUGAAUGGAUGAUCACCAAGAAAAAACAUUACAAAAAAAUUGGCAAACGCUGAGACGCACUGUGGCAUGAAGCGUGUUGCAUUUCCGUAGCACUGAAGCUUCAGUCUGCUUUUCCGGACUGAGAGUUUCCCCGUGGUUGUAUUGUUCUGAUUUUCACUGACACCAGAGGAACGGAGGUUUUUUUUUUGUUUGUUUUCUUGUGGAGUUAACACCAAAUAAAAAAUGGAAAGAAAAAAAAAAAGAAAAAACCAGUUUGCUGUUUUUCUUUAUUACAACAAAGAUUCUUCUGGAACAGCCAGCUGCCUGUGAGUUGGUAGCAGGUGAGAGGACUGACUCCACCCUGCCAAGUGACCUUGCCAGGGCGACCCUGCUUCUGUGGCAAGGGCCACCCUUCCCAGCCCCAACACGCAAAGCUACUCUAAGUCUCUCAUAAAAGCACAGGGGUGGGGUGGGUGGUGGGCAGUGCCAUGGUUUAGGUGGGUUAGACUUCUGCCUGCAGUGCU
Messenger RNA from Ochotona curzoniae (black-lipped pika), 6902 nucleotides. RefSeq names its product KIAA0232 ortholog. NCBI's taxonomy places the organism in Eukaryota, Metazoa, Chordata, Mammalia, Lagomorpha, Ochotonidae. The transcript is spliced from 9 exons. The record is from RefSeq and is a predicted model, not a curated record. The coding region runs from base 534 to 4661 and encodes 1375 amino acids.